AUGAGGAUCCCAAUGUCCGUGACAAGCGAGGAGGACCUUCGAUCGCUGCCACCUGCAGUACGACGAAAGGUAAGGACCAAGAUCUCUUUCGUCUUUUUCUCCUCCCUCAUCUCUUCAGUCUCUCUUUUCUUGCUGUUUACAACUAUCGUGAUCUCCUCCGCAUUCCUCGCCAAAUUUCCCCUCAUCCCGAUUCCACUGCGCUGCCGCUGGUUCUCGUCCUUUCCUCCCCCUCCCUCCCUGUCUCUCUCUCUCUCUCCGAAACUCCCUUGCAGGUCCAAGACGCUUCAUGUCAUGGUCGUGGCCCCCCAAAUGAAAUCAACUCGACGAUCAGCUCGUGGGUCCAACGUAACCGCCCGCGGCUCUCGUGCGGCUGUCACAGAUGCGAUGUUUACGUCCAAUCUGACUGGCGUUUCGUGCUUGUUGGCGAGUGACUCCACUGGACGAGCUCAUUUCUUUGUUUCUUCCAGCUUCUUGACUCCACUCUCACCAUUUGACCCUCCACUAUCGGACCAUGGUUCCCCUUUUUCAACCUCAGUCUCGAGCGCCUUGCUCCCCAGAGCAAGGCUGACGCUGACGCGGACUCCGGCCAAGGGCUCAAGGGCGCUAGGCAAUGUGAACGAGAUGAGGAUGGUCCCAUCACCUUCACAAACCCUGGCUCCCCGUGACCCAAUCCCUGCCCUGCAUCCCCAUGCCCGUGAUAAUUGUGCUGGUCGAUUGACCCACUGCAUCACUCUGUCAAGAAAGAGGCAAGGCGGUUCGGCAGAGGAGACGAGUGCAGCUCACCCCCUGAACCGCCGGGCUGGUCCCAUCACACCCGCUAUCCCCAUCUCAAUCACGUCUCGCCCAGCCACCACGAGGAGAGUCCACCUUGGCUUCCAGUCCCAAGGCCGCACUGAUCGAAUUCUCGGACGCAGCAAUGGAUCUUGGCCCAGAGGCUCCAUUGCACUCCCGAACGAUGAUUUGACUCGCCCGGUUCCUGGGGGGCCCCCAGUGGUUCCAAUGGUCGACGCACGGGUCUUCCCAUCCCCACCCCCCAACAUCCUCCCGUGGGCCAGCGUUCCUGUACCUGAACCACUCAACCACCCACUGACCGUCAAGCAGUUCUUCUCCAAUGUCGAGCGUCUGCGUAUCCGGCAAGCCCAGAGCGAUGGUGUCCCCGUGCGCUCCACCUACUGCGACGACGAUAGCCCCCAUCUGCACCGACACCCACAUCUCCAGGACUACCACCAGUAUCGUUCUCGGACUACCGGGCCCUGUCCCCGUCGAGGAUCUGGCCCCUUCCACCCUGCCUUCCCUCCUCACUACUACCCCUCCCCCAACUGGCCUACUUCUCCCUCUUCUCCCUCUCACCCUCGUGCACUGCGAAACGCAUCAUCCACGUCGCUUCCCCGGCUCCGAAGCCAUCGUUUGGACCAAGGUCCCAGAAGAUCCAACCGAUCGGUAGCCUCCCCGCGGAAAUUGCGCAAGGCAGACGCACGACACCUGGCCUACCUGGUGGCCCAAGCCGACUCCCAAUGCUUUCAUGCUCUCCCUGCUAAGGUUCAGCAACAGCUCUUCUCGCCCGAGGAACGGAGCCGUCUGCGUCACGCCCAUCACGCGAGUGUGAUUUUGGACGCCGCCGACGAGGUCCUGUAUCGUCGGCCCCAUUUUCGUCGCCGGGAAUCCAGCGACAGUUUUCCGUCCGAAACGACCCUCCCUGUGUCUCAGGUAGACACUGUCUUCUACGAUUCGGACUCGGACUACGAGUCGGACGACAGUAUGGAUCCAUCCUUCUAUGACAGCUUCGGGUGGUUUCACGACGAGGCCGAUCUGGAUCUGUCGCUCGACGAAUAUCACGCUCACGUGGCCGAUGCCGCCGCCAAGUCGAAGACUCGCCGUCGCCCUUCCUUUCGUCGCUCUUUGUCAUUUUCGACACAUGCCCUGAAGCAACAUCGAGCGUCUCCGUCCAUGCCCUCGCGCGGGUUUCCAUCCGAUCAGCACCGCUCUCCCCUCCACCCUUUCUCGCCCCCUGGCACACCCCUCACUCGCAGCCCGUCACGGCCGGGAUCCCGUCACCUGUCAACCUUUCAAUAUGCACCUAAAACUUCCGUCUCCAAGAUCGACCCGGCUGCACAAUACUACCAAGAUCCCGACGCGCGUCUGAAAUUGCGGGUCUACCUCGCUUCUCCGCAAAAAUUUGACGAGGCCAUUGAGUUUGGCUUCCCUGCUCUUGAUCAGGAAAAGGAGAACGUGGCGCCGGACCUCGGACACGACCAUGACCACAAUCCAAAUUCCGACCAUCAUGGCGACUUUGGGCCCCCGAGCUCGCCGACGGUGUUUGGUGAUGGCGCUGGCACCUUUUUCGAAGACGAUGAUGGAACCGUCGUCGGCACGCCGAGCGGGUCCAUCGAGGAACGAUCCAUGUCACGAGUCUCGUCACACAGCCGCAACAUACCCCGCGCGUCAGUAGACACCCCGUCGCUGCUGCAAAAUCGCCAGUCUUUCCUCCUCAAUUCAAAAUCCAUCCCCCGGAGAUUACCCGGCAAUCGAGAGAUGACGCUCAAGAUGACCCUGACGCGCCCGGAUCUUCGGACCGAGUCCCCGACUCCGUCUACCCGUUCGUCCCAGGAAGAUCCCCUUCGGCUGGCCGCAUUGCCACCCCCAGAUCGUACUCAGAUGAUCUGGGAUUUGGAUGAGGAUGAUCAUGGGGUGGUGAAGAAGAUGUGGCGAAGACUUCGUAGGCGCAUCUAA
This is a messenger RNA of Penicillium oxalicum, 2730 nucleotides long. RefSeq lists its product as uncharacterized. The transcript has 3 exons. The coding region runs from base 1 to 2730 and encodes 909 amino acids. The record is from RefSeq and is a predicted model, not a curated record. NCBI's taxonomy places the organism in Eukaryota, Fungi, Ascomycota, Eurotiomycetes, Eurotiales, Aspergillaceae.